Molecule: messenger RNA, 234 nt
Organism: Laccaria bicolor S238N-H82
Lineage: Eukaryota; Fungi; Basidiomycota; Agaricomycetes; Agaricales; Hydnangiaceae
Exons: 2
Coding region: 1-234 (77 amino acids)
Source: RefSeq, a predicted model, not a curated record
AUGGUCGGACCUAUUGUCUUCAACGUCGGGUUGUCGGUGCAGAACCUCUUCCCUCGCGUCAGCUUGAUUUUUAAGAUGCGACAUGUCUGUACCACUCGGACAUGCGCUUCCUCGUCUCCGCGCCCGAUGCCGACAUUUGCAGCGUUGCGGACGACGAAGCUUUCCAACCUGCCGUGGUCGAGAUUCAGGGACUGGAAUCACAAGACUGAACACACGCUCGGCUGGAUAAUAUGA